Penicillium subrubescens is the source of this 726-nucleotide messenger RNA. Its product is annotated as exosome non-catalytic core subunit CSL4. The record is from RefSeq and is a predicted model, not a curated record. The transcript has a single exon. Lineage: Eukaryota; Fungi; Ascomycota; Eurotiomycetes; Eurotiales; Aspergillaceae. Gene Ontology annotation, molecular function: RNA binding. The coding region runs from base 1 to 726 and encodes 241 amino acids. Gene Ontology annotation, cellular component: nuclear exosome (RNase complex); cytoplasm. Gene Ontology annotation, biological process: RNA processing.
AUGGCUACCUCCAUUCCACCUGUGGCUAUUCCUGGCCAACGCCUUGGCUCUAUUGCUGCAUACUCUGCCGGUCCUGGCACCCAUGUCCAACAAUCCAAUAUCUACGCUUCCAUCGCCGGCCCCGUCAUCGUCGAUCCCGCACAGCCCAAGACACAAGCCAAGUCAACGCUCCGUGUCUCAAGGACCCUGCAGAGCACAUCUCAAGCUGCUUCAGCUGCCUCCGUUAAGCAAAAAUCACGAUACAACACCCUCCCCGCCGUCGACUCCAUCGUCCUCGCACGAGUAACCCGCGUCCAAAAGCGCCAAGCAACCGUCUCCAUCCUCGUCGUCCUAGACGACACCUCCGCAACAUCCACCGACCCUUCAAAGCUCGCCUCAGAUAAUGACAAUGUCGCCUCUAUCCUCACCACCGCCGCCAACCCCGAGAACCACAGUAGCACAGACGAGCUGCGGUUCCAAGCGUUGAUUCGGAAAGAGGACGUCCGAGCUGUGGAGAAGGACCGUGUUGUUAUGGAUGAGAUGUUCCGGGUUGGCGAUAUCGUGCGCGGGUCGGUGCUCUCGCUGGGUGACCAGAGCUUUUACUAUCUGACUACGGCCCGUAAUGAUCUGGGUGUUGUUAUGGCCAGGAGUGAGGCGGGCAAUAUGAUGUUCCCGGUCAGUUGGAAGGAAAUGAGGGAUCCGGUUACCGGGGCGGGAGAGCAGAGGAAGGUUGCCAGACCUUAUUGA